Messenger RNA from Nematocida homosporus, 234 nucleotides. RefSeq lists its product as uncharacterized. Bases 1 to 234 code for a protein of 77 amino acids. Lineage: Eukaryota; Fungi; Microsporidia. The transcript has a single exon. The record is from RefSeq and is a predicted model, not a curated record.
AUGUUAUUGCUGGUGUGCUUGUAUGCAGGUUUAGUUGCUGCAAUAGUCCCAGAUUCGUCUUUGGCCGAUAUCUCACAAAAUGAUGUCUUUUCGGUCGUUUGUCUAUUUAUGCUGCUGUCCUUGACAUUCUCGGUUUCCUUCUUUGGAGUAAAGCGACUGAUGGAGAAAUCUCCUAAGUUGACUUCUUCUAUCCAUCCACCAACCACUUAUUCUCAUGAAACUAUUGCCUUCUAA